Messenger RNA from Arthroderma uncinatum, 1941 nucleotides. Its product is annotated as KES1. Gene Ontology annotation, biological process: piecemeal microautophagy of the nucleus; endocytosis; exocytosis. The transcript is spliced from 5 exons. Lineage: Eukaryota; Fungi; Ascomycota; Eurotiomycetes; Onygenales; Arthrodermataceae. Gene Ontology annotation, molecular function: oxysterol binding. The record is from RefSeq and is a predicted model, not a curated record. Gene Ontology annotation, cellular component: membrane; intracellular membrane-bounded organelle; cytosol. The coding region runs from base 1 to 1941 and encodes 646 amino acids.
AUGGUGGACAACAGCUUGAGUCCCCCAGCUGUCCCCCCCAAGAUUUACCUAAAAGCACUGAGGGUACUCCUCAUCGGCAAAGCCCAGGAGUGGAUGGUAAGGGACGCUGAAGUCAGGAGACUGUGGGCCUUAGGUACUCAAGUAGCCCUAGACACGAUCAAAGACCGCCUAUGUUCGAGAUUCCCGGGGCCUGAGGCAGACGCCAUCCCGUUAUCCUUUAGCGAAGAACUGUCCUUGCUAAAACAGAAGGAGGACGAAUCUCUCACCCAAUACUACGAGCGGGGUCAGGCCCUAAUCUCCCUCGCGGGUAUUGAGGAUGCACCACCCAAAGACGCCCCCGAGUCCGCUCAGCUAACCGGAGGUGACCGUAUUCUCCUGAACACUAUCUUAGAGACCUGGGCUAAGGGUCUCCAGGACAGCGAAGUUAGAAGGAAGGCUGUGAAGUCCUCAGUGGAUGGCACCACCAGCUUGAAGAACCUGUUGAAUGUUACUAGGGACGCUCAUAGGGCAGUAGACGCGGUUAGGAAGCUAGACAUUGAGGAAGCCCGUGAACGAGAGCUCUUCCUCUUGCGGAAUACAGUCACCCGGAACAUGAGCCCCCGACAAUUGGAGGACUUAUACCAUCAUGCGGAAACGAUGUCGUCGUCAAAGGAUGUUGGCUCUGGCGUUCCUGCCUCUAGCAAGGGAUCUUGGGCUACUUUCCUCAAGUCUAUUGCAUCUUUUAACGGUGAUCUAUCAUCCCUGACGGCUCCCCCUUUUAUUAUCUCGUCUACCUCCCUGGUCGAGUUCUCUGCGUACUGGGCCGAGCACCCCAGCCUGUUGGUCGCACCGUCACGCGAGCAGGACCCGCAAAAACGCGCCUUGCUGGUUUUGAAAUGGUUCCUCAGUACUUUGCAUCAACAGUAUUGUAGCAGAAGCGAGAAGCUAGGGAGCGAGAAAAAGCCGUUGAAUCCGUUCCUGGGUGAACUAUAUUUAGGAAAGUGGGCAGAUGACGGAGACAUUGGUGAUACUCUGUUGUAUAGUGAACAAGUGAACCACCACCCUCCAGUCACUGCUUACACAGUUGAAAAUAAAAAACAUGGUGUCCAGCUACAAGGAUAUAAUGCACAGAAAGCGUCCUUUUCAAAUACGAUCAACGUGAAGCAGAUCGGUCACGCCCUCUUGUCGUUCCCAACACCCGGCUCCUCCGAAAAGGAAACGUACCUUAUUUCCCUCCCAUCUUUACACAUCGAAUCUUUGAUUUACGGCACCCCAUUUGUCGAACUCAACAAAUCCACUUAUAUUGCCAGCUCAACAGGAUAUAUGGCGAAGAUCGACUACUCCGGCCGUGGCUGGGUUAGCGGCAAGAAAAACAGUUUCAAUGCCAUUCUAUACAAGCACAGUGAGGGAGAAAAACGCCCACUAUACACUGUUGAUGGCCAAUGGUCUGAAUCAUUUGUUAUAAAAGAUGCUUCAAGCAAGAAAGAGGUUGAUAGAUUUGAUGUUAAGAAGUCCAAGACCUCCGCUUUCACGAUUUCUCCAAUUGAAGAGCAGGAUAUAUACGAAUCUAGACGAGCGUGGAAAGACGUUGCAGCCGCGGUCGAAAAGGGAGACAUGGAUGCGCUCUCAGCGGCCAAGUCGAAGAUAGAAAAUGCGCAAAGAGAGCUGCGAAAGGUUGAGGCUGAAGAAGGACGAGAAUGGGAGAGACGGUUCUUCCAGCGCAUUAACCUGGAUGGUAAUGACGGGAACAACAAAGAGAACGAAACUUUUAAAAAGCUUUUGAAAAUGGCCGGCCUCGAUGCUGAUGGCGCAUCAUCGUCGCCGUCUAGUUUAAUCGAUUCUGAUAAAACUGGCGGUGUCUGGAGAUUUGAUGCCUCUCGAGCUGAAGGCGCCAAGUCACCGUACCACGCUGACUCCGUGCAUGGCGUUGGCCUUGCCGUUAAUACAAAGCCAACGCAAUAA